Dovyalis caffra is the source of this 660-nucleotide messenger RNA. The record is from the annotation of a GenBank genome assembly. Lineage: Eukaryota; Viridiplantae; Streptophyta; Magnoliopsida; Malpighiales; Salicaceae.
AUGGUAGACGAAGAUUGGACAGAGAGUAUUAGAGGGAUGGUUAUUGGCGAAGCUGGUGGAUCAAGGUUUUCUCAAGGUCAAGAAGAAGAUCUUUCUGACAUUUUAAAUAGGGAAAAUUUGACAGAGAGCAUAACCGUAGAAGGGUUUAUGCUUGUUGGCCAAGGUUCUGAAGGGCAAGGGGCAGAUGUUUCGGUAGCGGGAGUGGAGGAUUUAACAGACAAUUUUACAAGAGGAGCGUCUAUAGGAAGGUUUCUUGAGCUCCCAGAAGAUGUUUCAGCUCUGUCAAUUGGAAGAUGCCAUGACGCAAGAAGCUUAUGCGAUGUUUCUCCAUUUAAACAUGCAACUUCACUAAAGUCAGUUGGGAUGUGGGAGUGUGAUGGGAUAGAGUGCUUGGCUUCAAUGUCAGAAUCCUCCCCAGAUAUAUUGGAAAGACUUGAGUCCCUAUACCUUGAAACUUUGAAGAACUUUUGUGUCUUCAUUACAAGAGAAGGAGCUGCUACACCACCAUUGCAAUCUAAUGUUGCAUUUGCGGGUCUAGAGAGAUUGGAGGAUCCACCAAGCUCUCUCCCCUUGAACGAUCACUCACAAGAACCUAAAGAACUGAAGUCUCUGGAGAAGGUGAAAAUAAAAUUGGGAAGAGAUGCAGACAGCCUGGAAUAA